Molecule: messenger RNA, 240 nt
Organism: Parastagonospora nodorum SN15
Lineage: Eukaryota; Fungi; Ascomycota; Dothideomycetes; Pleosporales; Phaeosphaeriaceae
Exons: 2
Coding region: 1-240 (79 amino acids)
Source: RefSeq, a predicted model, not a curated record
AUGCCUUAUAUGCGUGCGCCCGGGACCGUCCGCCAGCACCUGUUGCUCAUCAGCCUCCUCUCCCAGCCCAGCCCAGCCCAGCACCCACCAGCACCCACGCACGCCAAUCUGCCCCUUGCAGGCCCCAAGAAUAGCCGCCCCCAGCCACGCCGUUGCCACUCCCAGGAUAUGCACGUUGCAACCACCGAUUUGCGCCCCCUUAGCACCACCUCGGGAGGCAUCAUCGCAUCUGACGUCUGA